Molecule: messenger RNA, 3609 nt
Organism: Anas platyrhynchos (mallard)
Lineage: Eukaryota; Metazoa; Chordata; Aves; Anseriformes; Anatidae
Gene: LBHD2
Product: LBH domain containing 2
Source: RefSeq, a predicted model, not a curated record
UUUCAGACACUUCUAGGAUUUGACAGAGUCUGCACAACAUUUCAUCAGCAGGAGUGAACAUCUGCAGCAGUUUUUGGAAGCGACACCCAUUUAUGUGAUUGAAGCAUGACAGAGGUGAUGAACACACGGGAACCGGUGAUGGAGGAAUUCACGCUCAGCCAGUCUCCUGAGGAAGAAGGAGGCCCUUCCAGCCAGGCCUUCCCAGAUGCACGUGAGAAAUACCCCAAGCUGUCCAAAAGACUGCCAUCGAUCGUGGUGGAGCCAACUGAGUCCGGGGAGGUGGAGAGCGGGGAGCUGCGCUGGCCUCCCGAUGACCUGAAGUCAGCAGAAGAGAAGGGUCUGCAUGGUGACCAAAGAGUCUGCGUCCAGCAGCAGCAGAUGGAUCUGGAAGAUACUUUAGCGCAUCCAGCUCAAGAAGUGGAAGACAGUACAGAUACUCUUGAAAGCAGAACUGAAAAGGAUGAGUAGGAACUCCGUGGCCUCAGAAGUAAAACUUCAUUGUGAAUGUUGUUGACAAGCUAACACACUCUGAAGACAUGUCAAACUAAUCUGUAUUUAAAUCUGCAAGGGUUUUAUUUAGUUAGUACCUGGUAAGAAGUGUAUGGGCUUUAGAACUGUUCUUUUUAACAUUCUGCUUUUCAGGCUGGGAUUCAUACUAUUUGUUUAUUUUUUCCUUGGGGAAAAAGAAAGGGACAUGUUAGGAAAUGCAUCGCAGACAUGAGAUCGCAAAGGAAAAAUGCUCCUAAUUUCAAUUAGCACAUUUCAUUGGAUUUACCUUUUUUAAGCAAGGCUGCUUUCAGGUAUCAACAGCAGGACCAAGGGGUUACAUUUCUCCGGAAGGGAUGUCUUAAAUCUAAAACCUUUCUUGUUUUUAGCCAUUUGAAACUAGCACUGUGAUAUUACGGACAAUAGAUGUAAUAUAAUGUCACCAUUUGAUUUUGUAACUUUUGUAUAGAGACGCAAGUGUAAGAUUAGCCUCCAUCGCUACGCAGGAUCUCCAGGCUGCCGCCCGCGUGCGGAUCAGAGCAGUUCUCUCCCUUUGGCUAACCUGUGCAAAUUGAGGUGAACCAGCCUUGUACUAACCGUCUUUUCGAUAAGGCUCUGAAGCUUCAGACACGCUUUCUUGCUGUACAUUGACGAGCUGGAAUAGCUAGUCGCUGGUGUUCGUGGAGUGAGACCGUUCGUUGUAGAUUUGGUUGGGUGGAUCGUGCUGUUCGUGCGCACUUCGGGGACCAGGUCCAGCUCGCUACUGAAGCCAGUGAAAUGGCUCCUGCUUCUGCCAAGGCUGGAUUUGUCCCACCUUGUUAAUAGAAGUUGUUGUGACUAUUCUUUUGGUAUGUUUUGUGUAUAAAAUAGGUGCAGAGGCUCAGCUCUUCCUCCCUUAGCCCAGGCUAGGCAGUGGUUGGGCAGGUGAGGGGAGCUCAGUGGCACAGCCCAAACCUCCUUACAUUUGGGGAGCCUUUCCACAUGAUGCCAGGUCCCCUCCAAGCCGUCUGCGAUGGGAAGGGGUGGAAGGGGGCUUCUGUCCUGCCCUGGCAGUGCUGCCCACGGGAGCACGUAUGGCUUGGGGGUCCUCACCUGCAGCACGGCCCCUUUGUCUGCGGGUGCACAGCCACCUCUGGUAGGCCACAGCUCGUGGUGGGACAAGCUGUCUCUGCACGCAUCAGGUCUCCACUGGAUUCUCCUUGUCUCCCUGCCUGGAGAUGGAUCCGGGGGCCAUUUUCACAGGGGUGAGCCUGCUCCUCCACGGGGACCUUCCAGAGACUCCCUCCAACCAGGCACCAUCCCAGGAGAAGCAAAGAUCUCGGCCCAAAACAUUACCCCUUGGACAGUGUCGGUGGAGAUAAUGCAUGUUCUGAAAAGGGUUCGACUGUUUCGGUGGCAAGUGUCCUGUAAGCUACGAAGUUGGAUUUCUCCAUCUCGGCAGGGCUGGAUGGGGUCUGUACUUCCAAUUAAUGUUGCAUCCGGAAGAAGCGGCUCGCUGUGGGUGGAAAGAAAUAACAGGAUUUCUUCCAGCGUUAACUCCCGAGUUGACUUUCAAGUGCAUUCUUCUAUCCAGUAAUAAUUUUCUCUAAAGGAAACUUUUAAUUGUGUGAUGAUGGAUAAAAUUUACUGGCCAGAUGUAUUGAUAAGAUAAGUUUAUACCUUCUUAGCAACCAAAUUUAAUAUAUUUACUUACAAAGAAUUCUGUGCAAUGAAUGUUUAAUACAAAGGAAAGAGACUAUUUUACUUCAAAGCAACAUUAAUUUAUGUACAAAAUUAUAGCUCAUUAUUUGGGGUGUUUGGGAUCUAGGACCCUUUUUAUAAGCAGUGUAGUGUAGUAUAACGUGAUACUUCAGUUAAACUUUGCUCUCUCAACCUAUAUAACAACCUGUUUUGCCUUUUUGGUGUAGACAUUCUUACCCACGCUGUCACAGAACUAUUCUGCUGGAUGAACGGUCAGAGCACCAGGUCUUGGCAGAGGAGCUGAGGGUGUCAAGCGCACCUCCUAAAUCCAGCUGCCCUCCCUGCCGCCCCCUUGGCUGGUGCCAGCCUUCCUGCAAAGCCGAGGAAGCGAGAACGAGCUGGGUAAAGCACUGAGAAGUGCCACGGGGCUGCAGCUCGGGUGUGAGGUGCUCUUUAAACGCGGCCCCUGCACCGGCUGCUGAGCAGUUUUCCGAAGCUCUGGGGAAAAGCAGCAAGGAUGACGAUGUAUUUUUGGCUGCGUGACUUCCUUUAACCUGCGUCUGCCCAGCUCUGCGAGGAAUGACGUUAGACGUGUCGCUUGAUUUGCUUUUCACUUUAUAAAAGGAAAACCAGUUGUUUGGAACACUUCCCCCAAUUUUAUGCGCUCUCUAUCUGCUUUCAGACGCUCCCUCCCUUCCUGCUCUGGAUGGCCCUUAUCCCAUUUCCACCUGAGGUCAAUGGCACUUCCCUAAAUAAGUUUUCCAAAGAAACAACAAAAUUCUGCAUCCACCCUACUUUUUGGGGUUGGAAUACACAGCGCUGCAGCCCCUGCAGAAAUGCCAGAUUUCCUCCUUCCAGCCUCAUUACUCUCCUCUUUCCUGUUUCCCCUUUCACGCAGCUCCCCCUCAGUAUUUCAGCUGAAGCAAAUGGAUGCUUCAAACUUCAGCUUUCCACUGAAGCUGUGUGGCCCCUGUUUAACCACCACGCAAAGCCAAACUCCUCCUCCCAUUUUUAUUUUUCUGAACAUGGGCCAGAGGCCCUAAAGUAGGAGAGCAAGAUAGAGAGAAACUUGUUUUCUACAAACAAGCCCUAUUUAUUCAACUUGCAGGUCUAUGAAUGUCCACUUACUUUGUCUGUGUGCAAGUGUUGUCUCUCUGAUAAACUCAAUAGUUGUUUUGUAUUUUUUUCUGGAUGAAAAGCUUUGUAGAAACUAAAAAGGAAAAAAAAAAGACAUUCAGUCAUAUUUUUCUAGUCUAGCUUGUAGAAUAUUUCAUGUAGUGCAGAAGGGAAGUUUUAUGGAGUAAGACAUUGUUGGAUUUUGCUCUAUUUCAGUUCUUUCUAAUUUUGUAAAAUGCCACCUGUACAUAAUACUCGACUAAUGUAUGUCCUGUAGAUGUAUUACACCGUUUAGCCUAUUAAAUGCCUAUAAUGGACCGAUUGGAA